Colletes gigas is the source of this 1538-nucleotide messenger RNA. RefSeq lists its product as uncharacterized. The annotation marks the transcript as partial. The record is from RefSeq and is a predicted model, not a curated record. Lineage: Eukaryota; Metazoa; Arthropoda; Insecta; Hymenoptera; Colletidae. The transcript has a single exon.
CUGUACGUGAUGAGACAAAGCCACUACAGAACAAUACCAACAUUUGGCUGCCAGAAAUUUCCCAAAAAUUGGAAAGUAACUGUCCUCACCAGUGCGUUGACAACCUAGUCGCCGUCACCCUUUGUAUCUACCUCUACUUUUUAUUUCCAAGACCACCCCCGCUAUUUUCUCCAAAAAACCCUCCCACGACGUUCCUAAUAACCAAUUGCAGAAUUAUAUCCGCUCAAAGCUUUCCAUCACCUCAAAUAGCCUCCACCAAUCAGGAAUCCUCCGACGUGUAAUUUUAAGUAAAAAUUGUCAUCGAAGUUAGUUCGUUCCGACACCAUACCUCUUGCAACAUAGAAAAAACGCGCCUUUUGACUACCGAUUUACUGCAGACUUUAUCUACUAAUAAAAUGGAAUCUCAACCGUCUACUUCGGUCGCAGCAGUGAACGAAGAGUACAAAAUUAUUUGUGCAGACGCUGUGGAUUUCGCAGUACGUUCCUUGCGGUCAAAAGGUUUGAUUGCCGAAAAAGCAUCCGGCACCAUGACAAGUGCUGCAAUUAUAAUUGGGAAUGAGUUUCUCAAACGCAUCGAAGAUGCUAUAGAAGGCAUGGUACUCUGUGAGGAAGAGGUAGUAGUCCACUGUGAAGAGGAUGAAAAUGCAGACGACCAAUUUGUGGAGGAAACUGGUCCCUACGAAGAAGUAUCCAGCGAGGGAAGCAAUACUGACAAUGAAUCUACAUACAGCCCACCCGCAAAGAAGGAGAAAAGAGAAGUUAUUUCGUGGGCUACCAAAAUAAAAGCAGUAACCGCUGCAAAACUCCAUCCUACGUGGACUUGGAAAACCCUUCAGAGGAGUGUGACAAGGCAGCUGUGCUCUGCUAGCCAAUUAUUACAUUGGAAACAGAUAAUUGAAAGAAAUUGUUCUUCACAUGAAAAAUAUCAUGUAAUUACACAGUGGACAGUAGACAGAUUUCUCGAGGCUCGCCAAUUGAAGAAGCAAAUAACUACAAGAAUGUUGCAAUUAUGGGCUUUACAAGCUUCAAAUCAAUUUAGAUCAGAUGAUUUUAAGUUCAGGGCUUCAACAUCGUGGGUGAAAAAAUUAAAACGGGAACAAAGAAUAAAACAACGAAAAAUAACGCGUUUUAUAUCGAAGAAAGAUACAUUAACCGUGGAAGACAUUAUGAAAUCAGCACAGUUCUUUCAAGACCAAGUUCAAAAGAUAAUAUCCACAUUUCAAGAAGAUUACAUUAUUAAUACCGACCAAACUGGAUGCGAAUACAAAAUCCAACCCAAGAGAACGUUAAGCAUUCAAGGUGAGAAGACCACUGAAGUUGCAGUGGGGAGUUUAAAUAAAAUAUCACAUUCGUACACAGCGCAGUAUGCAGUAACAUAUUCGGGAAAACUUUUGCCAAAAAUAUUUUUGUGCCUGCAAGAAGUUGGAGGAAAUUUUGGACCACGGGUAGCAGUAGAUGUUCGAAAACAAGAAGAGGAAUUAGGCAAUGUACAUGUAACUUGCACAAAGUCAGGGAAAUUGCAAUCUGAUACCUAUCAA